Messenger RNA from Pyrus x bretschneideri (Chinese white pear), 2558 nucleotides. RefSeq lists its product as uncharacterized. Bases 478 to 1671 code for a protein of 397 amino acids. NCBI's taxonomy places the organism in Eukaryota, Viridiplantae, Streptophyta, Magnoliopsida, Rosales, Rosaceae. The record is from RefSeq and is a predicted model, not a curated record. Gene Ontology annotation, biological process: regulation of asymmetric cell division. The transcript is spliced from 6 exons.
AUAGAAAACUUUGGAUCCCUGAAACGAUGGCGAAGACGAAGAUGAUGGAAUUCUUCUAGAGAGAGAGAGAGAGAGAGAGAGAGAGAGACGAGAGAGAGGGAGAAACAGAGGAGGUCAUUGACGAUCAGAUUGGGUUGCAGAGUAGAGCAGAGGCAGUUUGACUCAGCAUUGUAUGCUCCACUGCGCCGCCACACGACCUAACACUUCCAAAUUUCUCGCGUCGGCGUUUCCGGCGAGUCAAAGUUUCGGCCUUUACUUAUUUUCAGCUAGGAUUUGGCGUUUGGCGUCGUGAUCAUGGGGCGGUGAGGCCUGUUUGGAAGGAAGGAAAAUUUUGCGGGGUUUUCACGGGAAAGUGGACAGUUGUUUCUGAAGAGAGGGAGAGAAGGCUGCUGGUUUCAGUAAAAAGGGUCCAUGCUUGAAAAUAUCGCUUGCCGUAGCUUUGAAGCUUUCAACUGCAUUCCGCAAUCUAUGUGAACCAUGAAACUUGAGAGAGAACCAGUGUUUGGUCACUUACCUAUAAGCCACAAGCCUGAUUCGAAUCCUUUUAAUUGUAAUGACAUUACUCUGGACUCCGCGGGAUUACAGUCAACAAGUCAGAAUAGGGUUUCGUGCAGUUCAAAGGACAAUGAAGAAGAUGAUGGUCAACUACCAUAUAUGAGAAAUGGCUUUCCCGUAUCAAAUUUUAGGUGCUCAAAGACUCUGGGUGAUUUGGAAAAGAGUAAUGAUGAUGAGGCCAUCAAAGGUUUUGGGUCGCCAUAUUCCCGUUCUUCUGAAAAAUUUGAAACAUUGGAGAAGGAAUCGGAUUAUUAUAUGGACAAAAGUGUUACGGAAUGUGAACUGCCCGAAUUGAUAAUUUGUUACAAAGAUAGCAGUUGUAAUACAAUUAAGGACAUCUGUAUUGAUGAGGGAGUGCCUUCCCAAGACAAGAAUUGGGUUGAAACCGGGUUGGAUGAGAAGGCAUGCUGCACCUAUUUACCUCCUGAUGAGGAUCAGAAUAAGCAAAUGCAUGAAGAACAAUUGGAUAUUGUUAUUACCUUUCCAGAUGAUUUUAAAUCUACUACAAAAAAUGAUUUAGAGAAGGGGUUUUCCAUUGCUUGCAAUUCCAAGGAGCCGAUGGAGAGAGGCGAUGCUAUAAAUGAUGGAUCAGAGAGGACUGCAAUUGACGUUUCCAAAGAAGAUUUUUGCCCGGCAAAUGUGCAAGGGUUUGGUGCAGGGAACCCUCACUCCAAGUCUUCUAAUAAGGACAGCAAUGAAGCCGAACAAGAGACUAUUCAGAUUUCAAGGGAAAUAGCAAAGACUGAGAGCCCUGCUUUGGUUUCAGAAACUGAAGAGGCUAACCAUAAUGAGAAGGAAGCAUUGGUUUCUGCAGCUGAAGAAUCAAAUUGCCUUCUCGGUGAGUUAUCUGGCAAUAGCAAGGCAGAGAGCGGAAACAUUACUUCUGCUUUGGACGUUUCAACACAUGUAUCCAUUACCACAGAUGUGUGUCCUCAAAAUGGUGUAUGCGAUAUGCCCAUGGAUGAUGAUAGUCAUGUUGACAAAGACGACAAUAUGUCUGAUUCAGAGGUUGUGCCAAGCCAAUUUCAUCAUUGUUUAGCACCCGUGGUUACUGGAAGAGAAGAGUGUCCUGAGAAUGGUGGACAUCUUGAGACUUCAAAUACAUUCAACAGUUGAUGGUGACAUUUCUGAUUCAAUGAUUGGUUCGAGCCAAGUUCAACAUUGUUUAGCACCUGUGGUUACUGGAAGAGAGGAGUGUCCUGAGAAUGGUGUCUGUCAACAUCUCGAUGCUUCAAACACGUCCAAGGUUGAUGAUGACAUUUCUGAUUCAAAGAUUGUUUCGAGCCAGGUUCAACAUUGUUUAGCUCCUUUGACUAUUACCAGAGAUGAGUGUCCUGAGAAUGGCGUCUGUCAAGGUCCCGAAACUUCAAAUACAACCAAGGUUAAUGAUGACACUUCUGAUUCAAAGAUUGUUUCAAGCCAGGUUCAUCAUUGGUUAUCUCCUGAAACUUCGUAUGCAUCCAUGGUUGAAGAUGUGAACUGUUGAUGCACACAAUGCUCCACUCCAAUUUCAACGCAGUCUAGGAGAGUCAAGUUUCUCAGCAGCAGGUCACUUCUCGAGUCUCAUAACCUCAGGUCCCUAUUCCGGCAAUGUCUCCCUCCGAUCAGAAAGCAGCACCACCAGCACCCGCUCAUUUGCCUUCCCUGUAUUACAGCCCGAGUGGAACAGCAGUCCAGUUAGAAUGGCGAAAGCUGACCGGAGGUAUUUGCAGAAACAUAGGGGUUGGAGGGGUUGUCUUCUUUGCUGUAGAUUCUGAUUCUCUCCGAACGCUUCCAUCUAACCGUAGUUAUUAAGUUUAAGCCAGAGUAAAUGCUUCAUCAUAGUUUUAUCACAUCUUUUAAAUUAUCAUCGUCAAUACGUACAUCAUAUUUUCUGCGUCUUGGGAUGUUAUUUGCAGUAGGUUUAGAGGAAUGUCAUGCUUUUUGUUAUGCGUGCGCUUUAAGGUGUAAGCAAUGACAUAUAAUUCUCUCUUUAAUUUUUCAUCCGUUAUUCUUUUUUUCCA